UCUUUAGAAUCCUCGUCUAUGCGCCAAGCCUGUCGCGAUGCCCACGCCUCACGCUACAAACCCCCGAACCCUACAAAUAAGUCUGUCAGCUGAUUAUCUAAUGAUAGUGAGCUGGCUGACUGUGCAGAUAUGAUUCAAUAUAUUGCUUACUCGCUCACACUUCCCAACGCCCGCUCUUAUCGGCAUCAGCCUGAUUGUUAUAUACUUGGCACCUUUCUCUUAUCCUUCGAAGAUUCACCAAUCUGUCUUCGAUCUUCCAUUCGAAUCAUCAGAAACUAGCCAAUUGACCAUACAGCUGACAUGACCACCAUCGCUGGCAUCCCCGCCGGCCCGCUCGGCUUCGGCCUGAUGGGCUUCACUUGGCGACCGGUCGUCACUCCCGACGAGCAGGCUUUCGCGACCAUGAAGCGCGCUAUCGAAUUGGGUGCCACCUUCUUCAACUCGGGCGAGUUUUACGGCACUGCUGAUCCGACUGACAACCUUCAGCUUGUCAACCGUUUUUUCACCAAAUACCCCGAGUACGCUGAUAAGGUUUGUCUUUCGGUCAAAGGAGGUGCUGAUUUAAAGACACUGGCUCCUGACGGACGUCCCGAGGCUGUCCGCGCUAGCGUUAUGAACACGCUGAAAUAUCUUGGGGGAGUUAAGAAGCUUGACAUUUUCGAGUGUGCUCGCGUCGAUCCUAAAGUUCCCAUUGAGACCACCAUCGGUGCGCUGAAGGAGAUGGUUGACGAGGGUCUCUUCUCUGGUAUUUCACUCUCCGAGGUCGGCGCAGCAACCAUCCGUCGUGCUGCUGCGGUGACAAAGAUCGAGGCUGUCGAGAUUGAGUAUUCGUUGUUCUGCGUUGACGCAGCUAACAAUGGUGUCCUCGAGGCAUGCGCUGAGCUCAAAAUCCCCGUCGUCGCUUACUCUCCCCUCGGUCGCGGAAUCUUGACUGGUGCAAUCAAGUCAAAUGCUGACAUCCCUGAGGGAAGCAUACUGAAGCACUUUGAACAGUUCUCGGACGAAAACCUUCCCUUGAAUUUGAAGCUUGCCGACGCGGUGUUCACUAUGGCGAAGAAAAUUGGCUGUACGCCUGCACAGCUCGCGUUGGCGUGGAUCAAGAAGCAUGAGGAGAAGAUGCCCGGUCUCACUAUCAUCCCGAUCCCGGGUUCGACUACUCCCGAGCGCGUCAACGAGAAUUUGGCAGAGAUCAAGCCGCUCUCGGACGAGAACUUCAGCGAGCUGAACGAGAUUGUCAAGUCGAUUGAGAUCAAGGGCGGUAGAUAUUUCUCCCAUGCCGCUGCCUUGCUGUGGGCUUAGUUGACGUGUGGGGCCUGUUUUUGGGCUUUGCCAAAUCGUUUGUAUCUCUGAAUUAGCUCGGACAUAAUGAAUUCAAAAUAUGUAGAUAUUAUUGAGAAGGUCAUAUCGCAUCAAAGAAGGGAAUGCAAUUCGUGAAAGCGUCAUGA
Molecule: messenger RNA, 1445 nt
Organism: Myxozyma melibiosi
Lineage: Eukaryota; Fungi; Ascomycota; Lipomycetes; Lipomycetales; Lipomycetaceae
Product: NADP-dependent oxidoreductase domain-containing protein
Exons: 3
Coding region: 301-1299 (332 amino acids)
Cellular component (GO): cytoplasm
Source: RefSeq, a predicted model, not a curated record